Messenger RNA from Linum trigynum, 4168 nucleotides. The record is from the annotation of a GenBank genome assembly. Lineage: Eukaryota; Viridiplantae; Streptophyta; Magnoliopsida; Malpighiales; Linaceae.
AACCGGUCGGACCUCGAUCAGACCAUUAAACCCCAAACCCCUUGCUUGACCUACUCAAUGACUUAAACCGGUUUGACAACCUUGUAGAAUUGUCAUAUCAUGUUAUUAUCUUACUGAUAUAAUGCCAUCAAACUAUGAGAGUUUCAUCAUAUUUCUUUGGUAAAAUAUAAGACUUUAUACUAUUAACAAAUAUGACACCCACAUAAUAACAAUAUGGUAAUACUCCAUAUUAUCAUCUAAGGCCGGAGCCAGGAUUUUAGUGUAGGGGAGGGCCGAGAAUAAAAAAAAUUUACAAUGUACCAGUAUAAUGUAAAUAAAAAGAUCUAUAAUAAUUUAGUAUGUGUUGGUCAUCAAAUUUAUAUUCUAUCAUACCAAUUGAUAACUGAAAUUAAGAUCUAAAUAAGAUAAUUUAGUCUAUCCCAAUAUUAUAUUAACUUUCAAUGUUUGCUUGUUGGAAAGUUGUUAAUAGAGGGAAAGAAAAAGAACACAAGUUAACGAGAUAAUUAAUAAAAAUCAUAAUUAUUUGAUCAAUGUGCUUAUAGUAGACUUAGGUUGUGAUUUUUAAUAUCAUUUUAUUUUUGUAUUAUUUUGUGCUUUUCAAUGUCAAGCACACUCUAGGAUGACUUGGAUCAAGUUGGACGAUCAAAAGUAAUUAGAAAUCAAAGAUGGUUCGUCCAUUAAACGAGGCCUAACGGAGGGGAAAUAUUCAUGAAGUCGUCAUGGAAGCCCAAGAGGAGUCUACUAGAGAAAUUUCACCCCAAGCGUGCAAAGAAACAUGCGGCGGCCAUGUGAUGGUGCCAACCACCGCUGGUCCAAACCCAACAAGUCACUUUGAAAAUCUAUGGGAAGAUUACUUUUGGGACAAACAAGCUGAAUCAGGAGCAAGAUCCAUGGUGGCUCUUAUUGCCUCUCGACCCCCGAAAGCCCAAGCCCAUGGUAGCUCGGAAAAUAUUCCUUUAUUCAUCCCCAUGUCAAGAAAUAAGAGUUUUACUGGUAUCAAGACACUUUUGGCCGAGUUAUAGGAGGAACAAACCUACACAUCCCUCAUUCCCUCGACUACAAAUAAAGAGUUAGUUUAUUGAAUUAAGGAAGGUGCAAACUUUGCUCAAAUCACUGUGUAUAACUCGAGCAAUGAGCCACUUGGCUCGAGCGAGUUCAAAAUAGCAUUCAUAAGAGGGUGCAAGUAAGGAGAUGCCUUCAUCAUCGAUGGUGUGGUGGUACAAUCAUUCUCCCUUAUAUACAAUUUUUUCAAUUUCAUUGUAUGUGAAUUCUAUUGAUACUUUAUGCAUCUUCUUUUUAUGAUUUAAGGAGAUGAUUUGGUGAUUAUUCGUUUAUAUCCUUCGAUACCUAUAUCAAUUGAUGCUUUAGUCAUGUGAUGCUUGUAUGAUUCGACUGCUUUAGUUGUUUGAUUCGUAACCAUGCGAUGCUUAUAUAAUCUAUUAUGUGCUAUUGUACUCCUUAUAAUAUCAUUAUAAGUUGUCAGGAAACUAUUCUUAUGUGAUGUGCCAUUGUCUUAUGCGUGUAUGAAGUGUAAUGUACGAAUUUAAUGCUUGAUACCUUAGAUCAUCAAUGCCACAAACCAUUACUAUGGUUCAUAGAGGCCCUAAAAUAGUUAAUGUUCUAUCCUUAUUUAAUUGAUUAGUCUAAUGACAUGAAGAGAAAUCACACACUAGCUAGUUAUAGGUCAUUUUCUCGGGGGAAAGCUCGAUUAUGAAUCCUUUUUUGGAAGGGGUAGUGUUUCAUGAUAGAAGAUGCAUUGAUGCGUACCAUUAUUGAGAUUAAGAUGUACGAUCAUUUAGGAUGAGCUUUCUUAUCAAUUUCAUAUCCUUUACUUAUCUUGUCAUUUAGUUUAUGUUAUAUCUCGAAAAUCACUAAGCAUAGGGAGUCUCAACCAUCAAUUUAUGUUGUAUCUUUGUUUUAGAAUUAGAUGAUUGGUUGUGAUUAGGGGUGGUAGUCAGCCAAUAACCGGUUUAACCAGUAACUGGUUAGACGGUAAUUGGUAUACCAUUUCGUUCCACACCACCAUCGACUAUCGUAAUCGGUAGGAAAUCGGCUAACCGGUUAACACCCUUUGCAUAUGCAUAUGUCUGCGUGACCACACCCACUUCUUUUCUCUAGUCACCCCUACCAUCCCCUCAUCUCCUUUUCCCUCGAACAAUCAACCUCCACCACAACAUCCAUUGUUCCUCUCCCUCUUUCUGGCGAGAAUAUCCGCCCUCAUCGCGUCCUACUGCAAUGACAUCAUCUGUGGAACUUCUCUCCACAACCAUGAUGAUCAAAUCUAGCGGAAUACAAAAUCGAUCCAUAUGGGGUCCAGGUCGCUGGUAGGUUGAUGAAGGCUGUUGAGGUUGAUCGGGGUAUGGUGCAUGUCACCUGACGAGCUAUGGUGGUUCGAUGGCGGUGGGUGAGGAGAUUGUUGAUUCUGACUUGGAAUGAGGUCACGACUCGCGAUGCGGCGUAGGAGACUCGGUCGGGUCCGUCAUGACUGAGACUCUGCUUGGUUGUUGGGCCGUCACGAGAUCUCAUAAAUCAUCACUUACUUCCGCCACGAUGGCUCCCUCGCCUCUCUCCUCACUUGGGUCGUCAGGUGGGUUUAUCUCUCCCCUACCUCCUCUAGUGUUAGAAUUCGAUUGAAAAUCUAAUAAUUUAGAAACUCAAUCCAAUAUAAUCCGUUUAAUCCAAGGAUUGAAUUGAUUUUUGUGGGUGGACCGUGAAUGCAGAGACUUUUUCAAUCUGCUGGAUUUUCAAUCGACGAGGGAGAUUCGUGGACGCACCAUCUCUGCAGGCGGUCGAACUCACAAGCGGCGAUUGUAUGUUUGGGAGGAGAAGAAGCAGAAUCGACGAUUGAUUGCUUGGGAAGGAAGAGGUGGAGGGAGGUUUGGCAAAAAGAGGAAGAAUGGAUUCAGAGUUUGGCAUUGUGGCAGUAGAUCAGGAGAGGGAGGCGGAUGAGCGAAGGGAACAAAGCGAGGAGGUCAAGAAUAGAGGAGGUGGCGGAUAUACUAUACAUUCGGUUAUUCAGUAUUACCGAUUUACCUCCGGUUACUAACCAGUUGGAAGUCGAUAUACCGACAAAUGGAUUUUCACUACCAUAUAUUGUAACCGCCGGUUAACGGUUUAACUUAUUACCGUCGGUUAUCGGUACGGUAACCGUUUAAAUCUUUAACUGAAAAACCAAGUACCACCCCUAGUUGGGAUUAGUUAUUAUUAGAAUACUUUGUGGAAUACGACCUUAUACGUAUCUAGGAAUUUUAUUAGUUUGAUUUCAUUAAUAGCACUACAUACAUGCACAUCAAUAUCACGAUAUUAUCAUAGUGAUACUAUCUCACACGGUCAUAUUCAUGUCAUAUCAUUAUGAUAAAACUGCACAACACCAUUCUAUCAUUGUCAUAUGAUUAUAGUAAGAUUACCUAAAUCUCUUUGGUAAUCUUUUUGCUAAAAGAAAUUAAAACAGAUAUUAUCUUGUAAAUCUACACUACGAUAAGACUCCAUAAUAAUGAUUGUUAUAAAAUUGUCUAAUUACUAUGGUGAGACUGCCCAACACCAUGAAACACCUCAAGCAUAAAUAAAAAUAAUAAUAGUACAAAAAACAAGUAAGGAAUGUGAUAUCCUACCAUCGAACCGACGCCAUUCCACUUGCAUGCGCCUCUUAUUUUGUUAGGUCUUUUCUUGCAAUCUUAAUUACCUCAUGAUUUGGCACGAUAUGGCGAACCAUUUGCUCUCCCCUUAUUAGUGUGUUUCUUUUAUUUGUUUAUGUGUUUGAUUUUGAUAAUUAUAAAAAAUGUUUAAGUUGGUUGGCUUAUUUUCUUCGUAUAUUGUAUAUGUAGUUGACAUGGCUACAUCUCACCGUCUUUAUUAUUGUCGUGUAUCAUAUGGGACAGGCUAAUCUCAGCAAUUGCUUGCCUGCUCCAUCUCAAAAUUCAAUUAAUUGCUUAAAAAAAAGGAAAACAUGUCAAUUUGAUCGCGGUGGGCAAUAAAUUAUAAAACUUGGGGUAAUCUUUGCUUGCAUUGAAACCCAAAAUAACUUCAGCAGUAUAAGAUCACUACAGGUAGUGAAAUAUAUAUAUAAUACGAUAAAUAAUUAAGUUCAUGUAUAAUGCUUAACCACUAAAAUUUUCACUGGGGUUAAUAACUAAUAAGAUGUGGAAUUUAAUGAAGAUUUAAAUUGGCC